UUUGCCGGCUCCCCUUACCUUCCACCAGCCCCCUGUAACCUCCAGGUAUACAGAUGCCCCUUUUCUAGGCAUCGCGGCAGACACAAAGGAACUCGCUUCACUUUUUUCUCCUCCUCUUUUUUUUUUAUUUAUUUUUUAUGUGACCGCCUUCAUCAUUCAGCACGCCGUCCGACACUGGCCACUGAAGGCAAUGCAUCGCUCUCUGCUUGGAUAUUCGGCCGUGUGUAUUUCACCGAGAGCGACCGGAACGGGCUUAAAUGUACUAUAGAUAAGUUUCUAACCAGAUUGAAAUGGUCGUUGUGUCAACGGAGGGGAGUCUGAGCUGCCUGUUCUCCUAAUGGACCGCUGAAUUGGUUAACGUUAAAUGACACAGCGAUGAAUGUUGUUAUCUCUCUCCCGUAGUAGAAGAUAUAUAGCCUACUAUAGCUUAUCUGGAGCCGCAGCUGCCUGCCUGUCCGUCGCUUUUAUGCAUAGCCUUUGCAGGGUCAAGAUGCAGUUUCGGACUGUGCUGGACGUAAAAGUCGUGGACGUGGAGAAGAGGCGCAAUCCAUCUAAACACUACGUAUAUCUCAUCAAUGUCACCUACUCUGACAACACCUCCCACAUCAUCUACAGGAGAUACAGCAAAUUCUUUGACCUACAGAUGCAGAUACUUGACAAGUUCCCAAUUGAGGGAGGGCAGAAAGACCCAAAGAAGAGGAUCAUCCCAUUUCUCCCAGGCAAAAUCCUGUUCCGGAGGAGUCAUGUGCGAGACGUGGCCAUGAAGCGGCUGCGUUUCAUCGACGACUACUGCAGGGCGCUGGUGCGACUCCCCCCUCAGAUCUCUCAGAGUGAGGAAGUGCUGCGCUUCUUUGAGACAAAAGCCGAGGACGCCAACCCCCCAGUGGAGGACUAUGGCUCCAAGCGCAAGUCGGUAUGGAUGUACGGCUUUACAGACAGCCCGAGGAAAGAGGCCUCAGGGAUUGACAGCUCGGAGCCCAUGGUGCUGGAGCAGUACGUGGCUGUGGCCAACUACGAGAGGCAGGAGAACUCGGAGAUCAGCCUCAAGGCCGGCGAGACGGUGGACGUGAUUGAGAAGAGUGAAAGUGGUUGGUGGUUCGUCAGCACAGCAGAGGAGCAGGGCUGGGUGCCCGCCACAUACCUGGACUCCCAGAAUGUAACCAGAGACGAUUUGGAUCUGGGCACUUCCAGGACUGGAGAAGUUACUAAGAGACGCAAGGCACAUCUGAAGAGGCUGGACCGCCGCUGGACCCUCGGGGGUAUAGUCAACCGCCAGCAGAGCCGAGAGGAGAAAUACAUGACCAUACAGCCGCACACCAGUCAGGGGAAGGAUGAAGUCAGCUUUGAGAAAGGCGUCACCGUGGAGGUGAUCCAGAAGAACUUGGAGGGCUGGUGGUACAUCAGAUACUUAGGGAAAGAGGGAUGGGCCCCUGCCUCCUACUUGAAAAAGGUGAAAGAGGACUUCUCCCCCCGCAAGAAGACCCUGACAGGCCCCGUGGAGAUCAUCGGCAACAUCAUGGAGAUCAGCAACCUGUUACAAAAGAAAUCGGUCAGUGAGAAGGACAUCCAGACAGACGGAGAGGGUAGCACCACACCCGAGCGCCACAUCUCCAAGAGCGAGAUCAGCCUGCCCAUGCCGUAUAACUCUGAAAUCAACGCUGAGACGGGCAGGAGGCUGAGUGCCGGCCGUGACACCAACAGCCCAUGUCUGGGAAUAGCAGCGAGUGCUGCCCUAAAUGAAAAUAAAGGGAGGGGCGAGCCAGGGUCCCCAGCUGUUGCCAGAGUGGCACCUCAUAGAGUGGAAAUUGGGUCUCCAAAUCUGAGACAAAAACCUCCCCCACGAAGAGAACCCAACUUGGGAUUCCAGUUACCCAAGCCACCAGAGCCCCCUGCUGUGGAAGCAGAGUAUUACACUAUAGCAGAUUUCCAGUCCUCAAUCUCGGAUGGCAUCAGUUUCCGUGGAGGACAAAAAGCUGAUGUGAUAGAGAAGAACCCUGGAGGCUGGUGGUAUGUGCAGAUUGGAGAGAUGGAGGGCUGGGCCCCCUGCUCCUACAUCGACAAGCGUAAGAAGCCCAACCUCAGCCGUCGGACCAGCACCCUGACCCGGCCCAAAGUCCCACCACCAGCUCCGCCUGUCAAAAAACAAGAGUCUGAGGAGGCUCCCCCUCCUGCUAACUGUGCCUCUACAGUUUCAGAGCCAGCGAGCAGGCCUGUGUACGAGGAACCUGAAUAUGAUGUUCCUGCAAUCGGAUGUGAAGGUGAAUCAGACACAGAUUCCCUAAAGGAUGAGCGUGCCCUGGAUGUGAAGAUCAGCAACGUGGUCAGCGACAAGUACCACCGCUCCCCUCCUUCCUGCAAGGCCUCUCCUCCUGUCUGCAAGGCCUCUCCUCCUGUCUGCAAGGCCUCUCCUCCUGUCUGCAAGGCCUCUCCUCCUGUCUGCAAGGCCUCUCCUCCUGUCUGCAAGGCCUCUCCUCCUGUCUGCAAGGCGUCCCCUGUGUUCACUCAUCGAAGAACUUCCUUCAGGUCUGUAGAGGAGGUUGCAAAAGAGGAGUGUAUUUAUGAGAAUGACGGCUUCAGGCCAAGCAGUGGUGUUGAACGAACUUCAGUCAAAGGUUCCAGUGAGCCAAAUUCCCCAAGGAGCUACCGUUCCUCCACAGUCCCACGCAAGCCCUCAGGAUCUUCACCUGUAGCUGGUAGACCCAUGAAGACCAUGACGCCAGAGAUGAACCGGAGAAGCCAGACCCUGGGCAGACACAUAGAUAUCAGCCUCAGGUCGCAGGACAACAGCCCCCACUCUUCGUCAGAUGAAUUGAGCAGAGGCCCCAAGAAAGGCCCCGUCUUAAGCCGGGAUGUGGAGCAGAGAAUAGGUCAGAGCCCCUCGACCAGGCCCAAGCCUUCUGUCAGACCUAAACCACUCCUGACCAAAUCAGAACCCCAGAGUCCUGAGAGGAUGGACAUCAGCUCUUUGAGACGGCAGCUGAGGCCUACAAGUCAGUUCCGGCCUCAUGGCCUCAAACCUACUCGUGGGGACGACUCUGAAACAGCCUCCGUCAUCUCAUCAGAGGACUCGAUGUGUUCGCGCAGUACCUCAGAUCUCUCUUCGGUUUACUCCAAAGGGAGCCGUGGUGACUCAGAUGUGGAAGGCCCCAAUCUCUACCGCUCCCUGGAUGCCUACAAGAAGGUCCAGGACUCUGAGAUCAGCUUUCCAGCCAGGGUGGAGGUUGAGGUUCUGGAGAAGCUGGAGAGCGGUUGGUGGUACAUCCGAUGGGGAUCCGAGGAGGGCUGGGCUCCCUCGUACUACCUGGAACCUGUCAGACAAGUUGGCGAUGCAGGUGGGUUGGACCUAGAUGGACACGGGAGUGGACACGGGAGUGGACACGGGAGUGGGGGGAGUAAGUCCAACAGCCUGGAGAAAAACGAGCAGCACGUUUUGGCCCUCAAUAACAUCAACAUCCAAGGUCUGAGCCAACAGCAUCAAGGCUUGAGAAGGAACACUCCGCCAAUUCCUUCCAAGCCUCCGGGUGGCUUCUCGAAGCCGUCAGGGAUGGUUAAUGGAGGUGUUCGGAUGAGGAACGGGGUUCGCCAGGUGGCAGUGAGACCUCAGUCUGUGUUUGUGACCACAACACAGCCAGCCAAGGAUUCCCACUACAUGACGGGGUCUCUGAGACGAAACGACUCUCUCGGCAGAAGUGAUCACUAUGGCUCUGGUUCUGCCACCCUUGGCGUCCGCCGAAAUGCCUCCUUCAGCACCGUGCGGCCACAUGUGGUUGUUGAAAGUCAGACGAGGCCUGCCGAGCGCUCCGGCCUGGGGUCCUCAGGGAGCGCAUUCAGCACAAGCCAGGACGCCCUUAGCAGAGUUAACCAACGCAACGGCAUCCCUGUGUCCACAGUUCGACCCAAGCCCAUAGAGAAGAGCCAACUGAUCCACAAUAACCUUGGCAGGGAUGUGUACGUGUCCAUCGCUGACUAUCGUGGUGAUGAGGAAACAAUGGGUUUUACUGAGGGCACCUGUCUGGAAGUGUUGGAAAGAAACCCCAAUGGUUGGUGGUACUGCCAGGUGCAGGACAGCCUGCUUCCCCGCAAGGGCUGGGUCCCCUCCAACUACCUAGAGCGGAAAAAAUAAAACCAACCCCACAUUCUUCCCCUACCCUUCCCCCACACCUCCCCGUUUUGAUGUCUCCAAGGACGUCGGUGGCAUCACUCUUUAAGAAUGUUACCUGCAAUCUCCCGUAAGCAAUAUGUCCUUAAAAAAUUUACAUUUAUGACUGCGUGUUAAAAGAAAGAUGUUUAAUCUGAUGAGGAAGGACACUUUUAGUGCUGGUUUACUAAAAUGUAUACAAAGAGGAGUGUAAAGAUUUUAAAUAUUUGAGAGACCGAAAUGUGGGAUUGGUCAUUCUUGGGUGGAGGACAUUUAAAGCGGACAUUGUCUUUGAGAUAACAUGGUAUGAAUGGGAGUGAUAACCUCUUAAAGAGGUUUGCGUCAUGUAAUACAGACGUUGAGCAGGGUAAUGGUUAUGCUUAUUCCUGCCCUUCGCUGAGUCCGAUGGUCGAUAAGUGCCUUUUGUAUUUGAUCACCUGAAUGAAGGUCCUAAAUGGUGGAUGGCAAAACAUGAACUCAACCAAAUCUUUUAAGAGUGCCAUAGGCCUAUGAACACCACCAAGAGUAAUUCCAUACCCAGUUAAGAGCUCCACUAUAGAGUGCAAACAAAGUGCAAAGUUUCGAUCUAGAGUUCUUUAAUUGGUCCAACGCGAUUGGACAGAGAUUUAAGUGACUCAGUCACCAGAGAAUUGAUUUAUUUCAAGCCGCAAACUAAAACAACUUUUUAAUCUCGUUUUUGUUUUGUUUUUUCAUUGUUCAUGUUAUAAUGCCUUGUCUUGGUGCAAGUCUUCCUUAGAGAAUUAUUUCUGCUUUCUUGUGACAUCUGUUUAUCCACCGACAGCCUCGAAUUGGAAAAGUUAAAACUCCUGCCUCAUGUCAUGUACCAGCUGACACUGGUAAAAUAUACAGGAUUCGGGUGCUCAGGUUUCAUAAAUUGGCUUAGUUUUGUCAUAGAUCAUCAAGCCCCAGAACAAUAUGUUAAUAUUCAUGCUUUUAAUCCCAGAUGUAACUAUCUGGGAUAUCAAAUGUUAUAAAAGAAAACCUGUGAAACUUGAAAAUAACAGUUACAUGUUUUAGUUUUCUAGAAAAUCAAAGGAACAACUUGUAACUUGUAACAAAACCACCUCAUAUCUUGGUAGUUAACAACCUCAAAAUAGGAAGACAAUUAGUUUACAAAGGUUUAGGUUUACUGUAGUGAGUAGUUCCAGGAAUAUUUGAUUUGUAUAUAUUUUGUUUUGUAUACAUAUAAUAUUGCCGCUGUUGUGGAGAUGUAUUGAAUACGUACUGGAAAUGCGGUGAAAUAAUUGAAUCCCAGGGACAUAUUUGCAUAGCAUUUAUCCCAAAAUGUGAUCAAACCAAAGAGAAAUGUCAUUUCAUUGGCUAUUUUUUGUGAUUUUACUAUUUAUUUAUGGUACAAGUAAUACAGUUUAUUCAACAAAAUGCCUAAAACGAGAAAAAAAACUGUACCUGGAAGCACACAUUUUCUCAAAAUAUAAAUCUAUGAAACUAGAAACAAACAAGUAAGUAAGCCCUAAGAUAUUGCGGUGCAGUAUGGGUUUUGACAUUAAAUAGAAGACGUUGUGUAUCAAUUUGUUUCAAAGUUUAGAGAUUUUUUUCACAUCUUCCAAAUUACAGUUUUAUAUAAUAUAUUAUAAGAUCAUGAAAAUAAGACCUACCAAUCACUUAAAAAUACCAAGUCAGGAAUAAUUCUCCCCAAAUGCAGGAAUAAAAUAUGAGAAUUUCUGAGCUAAAAUCCAACUUUCAAAAUUCAAAUGGCUGAUGUUCAAGACUGCUGAAAUACAUUUUCUAAUGAGCGGUGUGAGCUCUCUAUAUGAGGCUGAACACUAAGUCUUUAUUAUGUUUCUGCUGGACAGUAUCACAGUAUUAAACAAAGUACAGUACCUGCUAGAUCGCAGUUAUCUAUUUUAGCGAAAACCAUAUUUGUUUUUUGUUUGUCAAUUUGUUACUCUGUGAUCACACAGCGGCAAUAACGAGGAACGAAGUGGUUCUGUUUUGUGAAUUAGUGCCCUUUAAACUUGUUUUUUUACGGUGCAUUAAUGUAAAGAUGCAGUAAAUACUCAGCAUAUUAUUUAUUGAAUACGUUUUGGUAAUUAUUUAAUUUUGCUCUUUUUUUUCUCCCCCCCCUCACCUCAAAUGAGAGGUGGAACUCUGUAAUGAGUUCUCUAUAUAACAGUGGCCAUGCCAAAGUUGGACUAGAAUUGGAGAAAUAGAGAACUCUUGUGGGAGGUCAAAGGUACUGCAACAUGAUUUUUAUCCCAUCCACAAGGCUUACCAGCCAUCCUACCUCAGUGCAAUAAGAAAUGCACUGCUGGUCAGUGACUCUCACUAAAAAAACUGUACAGCAUUUUUCUUUUUUUUCUUUGAAAGCUCAGUGCAGCUAAAAUCUUUUUGUAGCACAUGUCUUGUAUUGGACCAUAAUUUAUUUUUUUGAAAAAUUUAAAAGUUUCCUUUUUCCCCCUCUAUGCUGUGUGCUGCAACUUUAGCAAAUCAUGGGCACUUCCUUCAUCUUUAUUGUGCGUUACAUAAUGCCUGAUUUUAUGUGUAUUUAUUAUAAAUAGUUGUAUUUCUUAUUACGGUUUGACAAUCACCUUAUUCCCCCACUCAAAAUAUUAAUGUAAGGCAUUGUACAGAUUAUCCUUGUCACACAAAUUGGACUUCACUCACAAAUGCUCACCCAGCAGUCAACAAAAAAAAAAUCUAAAAUUUCAUAAUUUAGUUAAAUAUGUGAGGAAUUUCCAUUCAUUAUGGUAUAUGAAAAUUAAAAAGCUAACCAUAUAAGUACCUACAAAUAAUACGAUUUUGAUACUUGCUGUCCGGCAACAAGGCCCCUUCCCAUCGAGACGAAGGCAUUAUGUAAAUGUGUUUAAUCACUUUGUACAUUUCGCUCCAGCACAUAUUAUAAUUGCAUAUUGCUUGUUUUGAUUUGGGCUGAAUUUACUUGGCUGAAAUAGCAAGGGAAUCGUUCUGUAUCAAGCAUACUUUUAGCUGUGUAGCAUCUAUCUUUAUUCAUGCUUUUACCUUCUUUCUUUUUCUUAUUUCCUCUUUUUGUCAAAUUCUGAAAUGUACCCGCGAGGAAAUGUGCAAUAGAUAAGAAAACGUCAGGCUUCAACGAGAGGAAAAAUAUCACAGGUCUAGGAAAAAAAACCGUGAACCAUGCCACUACAUCUGUUGGGAGUAGAUAUUCCCAGUCAAACUGCCAGUCAUGAGCUUUUUUGCCAUCCUUUCAAGUGUAUCAUUUUAAGUCGAUCUUAAAGAGCAGAUGUGAAAUGCUCUAAUAAAAGCAUUGGAGAACUCACUGGACCAAAGCAGUCGUAUGUGACAUCUCAUUAUCUCCUGACGUGAUGGACUUUUAUACCAACGAGCAUGAGAAUCUCUGCUCCUCCUGCUGUGGACAGGGAUCUGUGAACGGCAUGGCAGAAACCCACUGGCCCAUUCUGUACUGACAUUACAGCCAUCUGUCUGGGGUCUUCACAGAUGGAGAGUCAUGGGCCCGUCAUCAGGGGCCUCAGUGGCCCUGCUCUGAGCUGUCACGUUUGUGCCUGAAUGGAAUUUUGAUAGUUUCUUGUUUCUGUGUUGUUGUUGUUGUUGUUGUUGUUAUCCUCUUAUUCUGUUUUGUUUUUCUGGAAUGUGUCCUCUCUGCACCUACGCCGAGGCCUCUAUUGAUAUUUACCCCCUCCAUUGUCAAACCAAGUCAGACUUCUCCUCACAAAUCACCGCGGCAAAAGGUGACAUUUGGAACCGUCGGCGGCGCCAAAAAUAGAAGAACUUUUUUUUUUUUUUUUUUUUUUUUUUUUUUCUUUGCUUAACCCCAGGCAGGCCUUAUCCAUGUGCUACAGGUGAAUAUGUCAUUGUGCUAAAGACUUCCUGAGUGUACA
Messenger RNA from Perca flavescens (yellow perch), 7995 nucleotides. It is a transcript of the gene sh3pxd2aa, whose product is annotated as SH3 and PX domains 2Aa. Gene Ontology annotation, cellular component: cytoplasm. NCBI's taxonomy places the organism in Eukaryota, Metazoa, Chordata, Actinopteri, Perciformes, Percidae. The transcript is spliced from 15 exons. Gene Ontology annotation, biological process: superoxide anion generation. The coding region runs from base 380 to 4123 and encodes 1247 amino acids. Gene Ontology annotation, molecular function: superoxide-generating NADPH oxidase activator activity; protein binding; phosphatidylinositol binding. The record is from RefSeq and is a predicted model, not a curated record.